CUUUAUAGUAUGCUCUUUAAAAUGGAGGCUAUUAUGAGUUGGCAGAGGAAUUGAUAACUUUAUUCUUCACCGUCUGAUUGGAUUAACACAACUGAAAGAAUUGAUUUAUCAACACUAGUUCGGAAAGUUAUAAGCCAUGUUCAAGAUUGAGUCCUACAUAACCCCAUUGUUGAUGGGAUAUCUCGACAAGUAUGUUAAACUGCGGCCGGAAGACUUCCAGCUAUCCUUGUGGGGUGGUGAUGCAGUGCUUUACAAUCUAGACCUUCGACUUGACAUAAUUGAAAAGGCCAUUGAGCUGCCAAUUGUCUUCCAGAGCGGUCACAUUCAUGAACUUAGGCUGCAUGUACCAUGGACAAAACUGGGCUCCGAUCCUGUGAUUAUAACCAUCAAUACAAUAGAAUGUGUUUUAAAGGUUCGUGACACAGCCUACAGGGAAAGAUCAGAAACACCAGGAAAGAGCAGCCAGAAGCAGAGAGUGAGAAAACAGGAUCAAGACCUGCCUCCAGGAUAUCUGCAGAGUCUAAUGAACAAGAUAGUUAAUAAUGCAAACAUCAUCAUCAAUAACCUUAUUGUGAAAUUUGUGGAAGAUGACAUUGUAUUAUCACUGAAUGUAAAAUCUGCUGAAAUCUACAGUGUUGACAAGAACUGGGAUAGAGCAUUUGUUGAAAUACUGGCUCCAGACUUUGUGCUCCGACGAGCGAUUAACUUUAUUGACCUGACAGUGUGCCUUGACAAACGUGAUGCAAGCGGGAAGAUAGAAAACUACCAGGAUCCAAUUGCAUACAGGUUCAGCAUUUCCUGCAGAUUGUUCACCCAGUUUGAGAACAUGCAUGCCAAAUAUUCCCUGGAGACCAAGCUUAACAUCUAUUGUGAACGAGCCGACCUGUCAUUGACAGACACCCAGCUGCCAAUGUUGAUACGGUUGAUAGAGCUUGCAUUGGCCCUUUAUUAUGGAACUAUGCAAUUCAAGAUGGAGACAGCGGAGUCUGAGCCUUCAGAGCAACAAGUGCCUAGAGAAUCAAAGAGUGAAAGCUUGUUAGGUGAGCCUCCACCAGAUGGAAGUGAGGAGAGCAUGGCAUCCCAGGGUUGGGCCAGCUGGGCUUGGUCAUACGUCCCUCAGAUACUGCCCACUGAGGGGGAGGGGGAGGAGGAGGCACCAGUACGCCGCAGCAAACCACCACCCUCUGUGUUCUCAUUUGGAAUGUUUGCAAACAAAUUAACCAUUAAAUUUAAGUUAACAGAGUACAUGAAAGAGAAGGCCCACUAUGGACCCAGGAAGAUUGUGUUCCGGCCAUUCCUGUACCUGGAAUCUGAGGGCUUGUCCUUUGAGAUGUUGAUGCAAGGGCUAGCUUUCUUCAAUGCUCAAGUGGGCAUUACCAACCUGUCCCUGUCUUCACAGGGUGUGUGCAUAUGUGGGGCAGAGGGAGAGGAAAAUACAAGGAACCAUGUGCUGCUGUCAGGGGGGGACAACUUAGUCAACAAGAUGAACAGCAACUACCUUUGUCAGUCACUGUUUGACCCUCAGAGUCCCGAGAACCUGGGCAUUCCAAUCUCAAAGAUUCUUGACUUUGAUGAACAUAAGCAGGUGUUCACUGAGCAGUAUGGCAUGCAGAAGUUUGGGAUUUUCUGGAUGGACUAUGUGUAUGGCCUUGACCGCCCUGUGAACAGCCAUUCUGGUGACACUAGUAGCAAGUCAUCAGUGUCGAGUGUUGAUGACUCACAGGUGUUUGUAAAGGAAAGCAGUCUCAACAGGUUCAUAAUUGGUCCCUGUCACAUCAAUGUCUCCAGCACCACGGUCCAUCGCAUACAGAAAGUUCUCGAUGCAGCAUACAAGUACGAAUAUGAGCCCUAUACAAAACAGGAAGAAGAGCGUGUGGAUGAGGGUCGACCCCACCCCACGGAGGGUCAGCUGGCCUCCUUGGAGGAGUUCAUACCCAUCCGCACCACCCACCUGACACUGCUCAACCCCGUGGUGACACUCAUGAGUGCUGAGCAUCCUUACUGUGAUGUGGCCAAUAGGACGUACAGAACACCCACACAGAAGCCAAGGCCAGGUCAGCCUGCGCCGACCCUUUACCCACUGUUUGCACUUCAACUGGGCAGUCAGAGGUUUGACCUUCAGACAACCUCGCCCAUGUACCCGCGCAGGCUGGUGCAGCUUGUGAGCAAGAUAGCAGGCCCACCCAGCAACCUUCUGCAUCACUGCCACUCACACACACAACUCAAGCUGUUUGGUCUUGAAGCAGGUCUCGUAAAGGUGGAAGUGACAGGAGUUCGCUCACCUGCCCUUACAGUGCUGCCCCCUACCAGUGGGGCCAUGUACACGCGCAGACUACUUCUCAACAUGUACUGGAACAAUAUCUACCUUCCAAAGUAUGAAAGGAUGUAUGAACUACCACAGUUGACCAUGACCUUGUCCAAGCCUGCCAUUCAUGUUGCCAUGGCAAUAGUGUCAUCAUGGAAACAGAACACCCCAAAACCAGCUGAUAUCCUCGCCAACUCUUUACUAGAUGAUAUGUUUCCUUCCACAGAAAUAGACUCCAGGAGACAUUCCCAUUACCCGAGUCUGGAACUGCGAAUAAGUGGAUUGGAGAUGAAACUAUGCAGGACUGAUGUUGUCACGUCUUGUUCUGGAACUCUCUCAUCUGUGCACAUACUUCUGUACAAAAACGGCCGAGGUGAGGGUAGGAGCUACAUUCCUGUGUUUUCCUGCCCAUGUGAUACAGAAGGGUUGCACAAUUCUGAUUGGCUGAUGAGUCCUGAUUCCUCUCCAAUCAGAGAGAUCAAGAACGACUGCCUCACUUUCACAUACCAGCUGCCAAAGGCAUAUGACAAGGUUCAAGCUCCCGCAAUUGUGCUGUUAAGCAUAGGGGGUGCUUCAUGCAGCUUGGAACCGGCUCUUGAAGACUGGUUCUCCUACACACCCACCUCUCGAGUCGUAAAAUCGCGGGAACCAAGGGUGGAGUUAAACAUGGAAUUGGCAAAGGCUGCCUCACCCCUGCAGACAAACAUGUCACAGGUAUCUCAGGCCUCUAGUGGGUCCAAGCGCCAGACCAGCAUCAGUCUUACCCGCAGCCCCACUACGGGCGCCCAGUCUACUGUUCCCGCAUCAGGGGUAGAUAACCAACGGGCCAGCCAGAAGAAAGCGGGAGGGAUUGGAGAGAAGCUGGCACAGUUACUGCCUUUGAUCAGAGUUUUACAAGUGCAGGUUGAUAUGAAGAAAAUCUGCGUGUUUCUACCCAGACACCAUGUUGACCUUCAUGAUCCAAGUUUGAGCAUAGUGUCAAAUUACCAGCAGCUGGCAAGGUCAAGGUCACUUCCAGAUACAGUGGUUGUAAGCCUGCCCAGGGUGCUAAUGCAGAGUGCAGGUCUCAAGGCUUUGCCAUAUGUACAGGACCUGCCUAUUACCACCGUGGAAGGAUCACUAGUGGGUGAUAAAAUACCAUGGAAUGUGAGCCUGCAGAACUGUGCUAUUUAUAGCUUGCAUCAAAACAGCUCUGAGAUUGACCUGCCCCUGAGAGUUCUUCAUUUUCUGAAACCAGCAACAGUGUCUAGUACUGUAGGGGUUAGUUACAAGUUUAUGCCCCCUACAUCAGAUGAUGUGACUGCCCUUGGGUUGUGUCUGCACACAGACAUGAGAACUGUUACCAUGGCAUCAUCUGUUGAACAGGUCAGAUUGCUGAUUAAGACAGCCUCAGCUUCACAGAAGACAAUUCUAUCGGGAAUCAAGUUUCUUGGGGAAGUUACAAAAUCAUUGAAAGCAGAAGAAAGUUCAGAAAAGACUCAAAACUUGGAAGAACCCCGACAAAAUGGUGGUGGGAUUGCACAAAUGCUCGGUGUUGCCUCAAUUGCUGAAGAGAAUGACCUUCCGUGCACUAUGACCUCAGGUGACAUUGCAUCCAUGGAUACGACAUUCAGCCGUGACACUGACCUUCAGGAGUAUCCCACUGAUGGCGUCAAAUUGUCACUAUGGUUACAAUGGACACUGCCAAAAUGCCAGCUUAAGAUGUACCUGGCAGGCAAACAAGCUUCUAAGGUGGUUGCGCUGGUAGAGGACAUCACAUUCUCGCUGGAUGUACAAAACGUCUACUCCAAGGUCAAACUCAAUGUGGGAUCUACCAGCGUCACUCAUUUCAUGAAAACCAGCCCAUAUGAUGCCUGGCAAAGUGGGAGACACCAAGGAAUACUGAUGUGUUGCCGCGGAAACCUGUCCCAUGAUACUCACAUAUUGACAUCCCAUGCCUGGGUGACUGACCGUCUGCAUUCCAGGUCCAAUCUUUCAGGAUCAGCGAUAAAUUCUAGCAACCCUGCUAGUCGAGAGAUAGGUCACGGGUUUCUGAGCCUCACAUUCACUAGAGCUCUCAGGAGGAAUCUGAAAAAACGUCUGCAAAAGUUGAACAUUGAAACACCCCCAUGCGAACCUAAUUCCUUGGGUGACACUUUUGGGAAGUUUUUUUAUCACAAAUAUGUCAGUGAACUUUGUUUGACGAUGGUUCCCUGUGAUUUUAUUUUCAACCUGGAUCCUGUAUCUAGUCUUCUGCAGAAUAUUUACACCUUAGAGUCUGAGAAAUCCAAGCCGAAACACUUGAAAUCCAUACCUACUGUCUCUGACGAGAGUACAGCCAUGCCAUGGUUUACAUCAAGCAACCUUCCGUUGAUAUACGCCGACAUGGAAUGCAUUCGUUUAUUUUUGCCAGGACCAGAUAGGAGCAAAGUUGGACUGACAGGACAACAGGGCACUCUCUGGACAACUGCUGACCAUGACAUGCUACUAUUCCAGAUUCAUAGUCUGACCGUUACCCCAAAUGCUGACAACCCUCUGCCUCGCUACACCAUAGACAAGGAGCUGUACCAAGAGGCUGUGCAGUUAGGAGUCACAUCAGACUCAGGGGCUGCCCUUACUGACCGACAAUACCAACUCGACUUCAAGGGGCUCAGUCUGUCCUCAGGCUGUUGGUGGGACUUUGAGAGGCAUAUUCAGGUUGCAGGUGCCUGCUCUGUACGCACUCCAGCAAGCCAGGUACCAGCAGUGGAGUGGAACUCGCUGCCCAUUAGGAACGAACACUCUGAGAUCCAGCUGUUUCCAGUUAUCUCUCCUUGUGAUAUGAGGCUGGUUGUGGCCCCUGCAAUAGUCAACUACAUGCCCUCAGUAUAUGGACAAUAUCUGACCAACCUUGUCUGUGGAUAUGGAAUGGAGUUGAACAUUGUGAGUGACCUUGACCUCACUGUGAGUACCAAUCAGAUUCAGUUAAUCCAACACAAGGUCAAGGACAUUUUGGGGUCAAUGAACCCAAACAAAGGCAAAUGUGAUACUAGCACGGAUGAGACAGAGUAUGUACAUGACAGUGGAGUUGGAAGUGAAAUAUCCAAUUUGACAGUGACUAAACCACACUUGGAGAAGAAAACAGCAGACAUAUAUAGUUACUGUGAUACCAUGACACCAGUUGACCUACUUUUGACUGCUGGUCGAAUUUCAUGCACACUUUACUCCCACAAAACUGUGGAAAAGGCAAUUAAAGUAAAUGCUCAGACAUCAGCCUCAUCCAGAAAGAAAAACAAGCCGAAGAAACAAGACUUAGAAUGGAGGAUUGAUACAGAUUCCACUGAUAACCUUCAAAUUAACGAUGCAUCACCGACUGUCCUUGACCCAUACAUGCUGCACAUGUACACAACGGAUUCUGCAGCUCAGGAGAGGAUCAUAGGGCAGGGGACAGUGUGCAUUCGGCCCUUUUUGUUCGUCUACAUCUCCCAGCCUCACACAGUGUUAUCCUUACAUCGAGAACAACAGAAGUUUGAGACAUCCAGUUAUGAUGUGCUUGUAAAAGGGGCGACAGAGGACCUGCUUAUUCCAGUGACAGAUGCAAGGUUGCUGCCAGACUGUUCUGACUUCUCUGUGUACUGGCUGGAGAGCAGGGCAGGGCGCCCCCACCCCCAGACUGGUAUUCCACCCAGCCUUUAUACUCUUGGGCUCUCUGACUUCAUGACUGGGCAAGCAAAUGUUUAUUUACAACUUGAGCGACCCCUUCGUACAAAGCUGUCUUUUCCCAAAGUGAAACAAGUGAUGCAGUUCAUGGAUGAGGUUUUGCCAAGGUCAAAGGUCGACACAGGAGAAAGGUCAUCAACAAAGCCACACACAGAAGACUCAGAAAUGGCUAAAGUAAAGCAACUUGACAUUCUUAGACAUGUGAGCUCAGUUGUAUUGCAAACUGAACAGAUUGUUGUUUCCAUGGAAACCAAGCCAUGUGAUGAGCAGCCAGAAGUGAGCUCAUCAUUCAGCAAUCUUCAGAUGCAGAUUGGUUUUACCCAUGGAGUGACAGGUGAAGUCACUGGCAUAGCAAUGAAUGCCUACAUGCGUGACUGCAUGUUGAAGACAACUCUCAACAAUCGGCAGCUGCCUUUGCUGGGUCCGUGCUCCCUUAAAGCAGAUGCCACAUUCACCAUAAUUUCUCAUGGCAACACCAACUUCCUGUCCCAGACAAUUGUUACCAUAGCAACUGGCAUGGUGACGGUGAAUCUAGGACAGGAGCAUGUGCUGUGCUUGCAGAUGGUGUUAGAUCACAUCACAGAAUUCUCAAAGGUGAUAUUCAAGUCAAAGGAUGACCUAUCGAAAUCAAAGGCAGGAAGUAACAAUAAAGUGCCACCUAUUUCAACUGGGUCACUGCAGUUUGUGGUUCACAGUUCAUCUGAUGACCUUCGAAGUGGGCAGUACCAGUACAGAAUGAGUGACGAUGAUACUGACCUGGUACCUAAUCUUGGAGAAAUAGUGUUUUGUAACCAGGAUAGGAGUGGUAACUCAACCAUGACCUGGGGUUACAGCACACCAAGAGUUAUAUCUAGCCUCACUUCUACACCAGUUCCCUUUAACACACAAAAUAUCAUAGAACCACCAAUCACUGUUGCAUGUCGUCUGCAAUACUGGGAGGGUCUCAUUCAGCAGUUUGUUGACUAUGCUGAAAUGAGCCUGUCAGAGAAUGAUGUCUCAGAAAUGGUUCUUCCCGAGGUGCGCCAUGCAGACUCUCGAGACCUUGCCGCAGCCCAAAUAUGGAGGCUGAACAUUCCAAACCCAGAGGGAUCAGAAGUAUUGGUCCCGCCAGCCUCCCUUGCUGCCUCUGUGAAGGUUGACUCGUGUUUUGUGCCAUGCCUGAUCCCUGGACUGCAGCUGGGAGUCACAUUGGAGAGCCUGGAAUUACACCUGACCAAUCACCUGCACUGUCUUGGAAGAGUGGUACCCACGAAGCUGCAGCCUUUCUAUCUUUGCCCAAGUUUCCAGCCUGCAGGGGAGUUUGCAGUGGUAACCCUUGACAACCUGCUGCUAGCUGCCUCUCACUGGGCAGGCAGCCUAAAUAAGUCAAACAUUCAGGGCUCCACAAGUCUGGGUGUUGACAUUCUGGAGUAUAAGACGUUGACAAUGGACCGAGUAGUCUCUACUUUGGAGAUAUCGGGCACUGUGUCCUUACAGACACACUCUCAGACCACACCAGUCCGGACUGUAGAUGUUGACAUAGCCUGUGACCCGGUGACCUUGACCUUUGGUCAGGGGGUUGUACACAGUCUAACAUGUGCUGCUCAGGCCUGGACACAGAUUGGCACAGCUGAUCCAAGCCAAGAGGACAGUGUGAUAUUUGCUCACUAUGUGAUAUGUAACAACACCCAGCAGACCCUGCGCCUUGGUCAGGUGGGCACAGACGAGAAUCUUGUGCUGCAGCCCCGAGAAAUGCACCAGUAUUCCUGGCGGUCUCACACCAUGAAACAGGAGCUGCACAUCUGUUUGGAUGGUGCCAUAUGGAAGUGGUGCGAUGCUGUCAAACUGGGCACACCAGGGGCGGCAGUGAGGAAGGUGUCUUGUCAUGAACAGCAAUACACAUUGGUCAUUAACACCAGGCAGAUCUCCAAUGUCCAGUGUCAGGUCAUCAUCUCAGGCUUGCUGUCUGUUUCUAACCGACUGUCCCAUCACUGUGAGGUCAAGGUCGUUGCUCUGGACAACAACCAGGAAGUGGAGCACAGGGCUGUUGCUGGAUCCCAGCUUACUGUCCCUUCAUAUGUGCUUGAUCCAGAUCAAGUGCUGGGCAUAAAAUUCAGACCAUGGGGCUCCAAUGGUGCCUGGUCAAAUAGCGUUUCUGUGGCAAGCGCAGCGAGGAAAGACAACACUUUAGUGAAGCUGAUCCAGGAUGACAGGUUCUACCAUGUCUGGUGCAGGCUGUUUACCCACAUUGUGCAUGGAGUCACACGGGUCUUUGUUGUGCUCUGCCCGCUGUAUAUGGUGCGAUCUCACCUCCCGUUUCCGCUCUACAUUAACAUCGACACAAGCAGGCUGGGGCUACAUGACCAGAUCUCCACUCCAGGGCGGGGUCACGAUCUCCAAUUGCAGUGCCCAGGAGGGGACCUCUAUCAGUCACUGACUUUUCAGUUUGAUGCCCAUUCUGGGAAGUCCAGCACAAGUGUGACCCUGUCUACAGGUCUGAUAGAGCAGCUGAAGCGAGCCCCCCAGGGCAAGUUUGACCCCGCCACUUUGACCUCCUUCACCUCUGACCAGUGCUGGUACAAUUGGCCAUAUAUCCAGGAGGACAAAUAUGAGGAGGUUAUGAUACCAGAUCUUCAGAACACAGUGAUCCCAGAAAUAACCAUGGGGAACCAGCCGACCAUUGAUCUCAAUGUCAGUCUCUCAGAAUUCUGGGCUGGGUACCAGACUGUGCUAGUGGACAUUGCCCCUAGCUACCUGGUUACCAAUGGAUGUGACCUUGAUCUAGUUUUCAUGGGGUCAGAGGACAUUCAGUAUGACCUUUCAAAAGGUCAGACUAUUUGUCCGCCCAAACUGGAGAGAUCAUUUCACAUCGGAGCCAAGCUAGGAGAUGCUGUGUUCAUGUCUGAACCAGUGCCUGUGUCCAAUGAGGAGUUGAUGACUCAGCGGUACAGGCCAGACGCUGGGCAUACCCUCUACAUGGACCACUGGGUACACGUGCACUUACUGGGGCAUUUUAAUGGGACAGAACAGGUAUGUUUUCUAACUGUGACAUCAAGCCUGAAGAACAAUAUCCGUGUUAUCCAUGUGAGGGAACGUUACAACCUAACCAACCUUACCAAGUUCACACUAGCUCUGUGUCCAUUCAGCAUUCCAGAAUCCAGUAAAAAGGUUCAGCCAUCAGCAUCUGUGAGCAACAUAGUUCCCAGCCAUAUUGGUUGCCAUAGAGACAAAAGUGACCUUGCCCCCGUGACUUUUCAUCCCUUGGCAAUGCUGUUUAGCAACGAUAAGAAGGCAGAUAUAGACAGCAGCACCAAAUUUGUAAACUAUUUGUCAAUUGCUCAUGUGCAAUCUAUUUAUUCAAGUCAAACAUUAAAACAUAUUCUACAUUUUGACUGGUCAUAUCCUGUAAGAUUGUCAGCCAAUGAGAGUGGAGUUAGAAUGACUCUGUCUUUGGUUGUUAAAAAAUCAAAUUUAAACAGUGUUCAGUCCUGUCAUCAAAAUGAUACAGGUGAAAAAAACUUUGGAGCAGAUGCAACGAACAGUUCAGACCAGGGUUUGAUAAAAUUUGAAAAUGUGAUUGAUCAACCAAGUGGGAACACUAAUGUUGAGUGUGUUACUGAAGAGGAAAUUGUAAAUAUAGAGGCGUUGUGUGUGACUGCCCAAGAAGAACGCGGGGUUACGUAUCUGACUGUUAAAAUAGAUAAUGCCCCUACUUGCUUCAUUCAGAACCACUGCAACUUCCCACUCUACAUUGGCCAGGCCAUGAUGAACUUGACCCUGAAAGGGACCACAGUGCAAGAGGAGACUGAGCUUGUUGACAUUCUGCCCUGCAUUCCUGUUGGGGGAAGUCGAUACUACACACCCCCUUUUCUAAACACAACAUUCCCUCAAAUAUUGGACAACAGAGUCAUUCCAAAACUGCACAUAUCUGGCAAGAUGCCAAGUUCAAUGGACCAAUCAGACUUAAGCAAUUUGAAAUGGAGCGAUCCAAUAGAUUUGCUUGUUGCUGCAGAUAAUUUUGUCUCUAUACCAGGACUGGCGGAUGUAAAAGUACAUGUCAUUAAGGUUGCGAUGGUAACAAAUGUAACAAUUUCUCCGAUAAGUAAGGCUGAUGUUUCUGCUAAGGAGAUAAGAAGUCGGCUAAAGGGGAAAGAGCGAACUAUUACUGUAACACCUCAGAUUAAAUUUAAUGAGGAAAGUACUCCCAAGGAAGCUGCGUUGGAAGUAUCAAGAGCUACUGACUCAAAGAAAACAGAAUCUUCUAAACCAAAAUCAUCUCUUUUGAAAAUUUCAGUGGGUGUUUUAGCUAAACAUGUGUCCAUUGUUAUGUUAGAUGAAGUCUCUUCUGCCACAUUAAAGCAGGAAUUGAUAUGUUUUACGUUGGAUGACCUAUUCAUUGCGACCUACCCAGCUAGUGACCUUUUGGAGAUGCCGAAUUACCAUAGAAACUGCAUAGUGAUGAGUUGUGGAAAUGUGCAGUUGGACAACCAGAAAUAUCAAACUGAAAACUUUGAUUUCCCAGUAGUUUUGGUCAGAAAAGAUUUUGAUAAACCCUGGAAAGGGUGUGAUGUUGAACAUCUUACACAGUUAAAUGUGCUUGAAAAGCAGGCUGUUUUGAAAUCCAGUAGUAUAAUGCAUAUCCAGAUAGUGUAUGGCACUGUAAGUGGACGCAAUUCUGUGAUCGAAAAAAUUGAAUGCUCAAUUAAGCCAGUGAAUUGUUACAUUGACGACAAGUUUGUGCUCCACUGCAUAAAGCAAGUUGGCACUUUCUUGCCUGUACCAUUAUCAAUACCUGAACCAUUACCAAUGACAACUCUCAAACUCCCUAAAAGCGUGAAAACUGUAGCUCAAUCACUCAGCUCUCCAGUGCAAAUAGGCCACCUCCUGAUUCAUCCAGUCUCCGCAAUGUUCAGUGUUCAUGCUUCCAUGAAGCUGUUCAUAGCAUCGGACGAGACACCACUGCAGUUUGGCAAGUUUGAGAAGUUAGACCUCAGCACCACAAGUUACCAGCUGACCAGGGCACUAGCCAUGCAUUAUGCAUUUGGUGCAUUGUUUAGAGCUGGUGCUGUGGUUGGUUCUCUGGAGAUAUUAGGUAACCCUACUGGCCUGGUGAGAAGUAUUGGAACCGGUGUAGCUGAUUUCUUCAGGAUGCCCUAUAGGGGCCUCACAAAGGGGCCGGGGGCAUUUGUUGUGGGGGUUUCCCAGGGCACAUCAUCCAUGGUGAAACACGUGACCGCAGGCAUGUUGAAGUCAGUGACCAACUUUGCUUCGAGUGUGUCACGUAACAUGGACCGCCUGUCCCUUGACGGAGGCCACAUCAGACGCCAGGAGGAGAGCAGACGACACCGGCCUGACGGGGUCUCAGAGGGUCUCAAACAGGGGCUCACAGGGCUUGGAAUCAGUGUUCUGGGUGCUGUAGCAGGGCUAGCAGACCACCCCAUUCAGAGCCUUCUUAGCUCGGGUCAAGGUGACCAGGAAGGUGAAGGUCAUCAGGGGUCAACUGCCACAGCAACUGGACUGGUGACAGGCAUGGGCAAGGGGUUGGUGGGUGUGUUCACGAAGCCAAUAGGUGGUGCGGCAGAGUUUGUGUCACAGACAGGCCAAGGUAUUUUGCAUGGCACAGGCCUAUGUCGUCUCCCCACUGUCAGACAUUCACCAGUGGAACAUUGCCUUGAGGAGUCAGUGUGUGGGCAGGUCAAAUACGCGCUGAAGUUGCUGCAGACUCUGCCCUCCAGUGACAUCCUGUGCUGUGUGGAGGCGGGGCAUGUGGACCUGACAGAGCGAGAGGUGCCUGUCACACUGGUCCUCACACCUGAGAUACUCUUUGUGAUGAACCAUGAAGAAGACAGUCAGCAGCAGUCAUUCUCGCUGCUGGAGCUAGAGUGCGGUGUUACCCUCGGUGAACAGCCCACCCUUUCCAUCAUAUGGAGGGACACCCAGGUCUACAAAGAGGACCAGGUUGGAAUGUCGAAUGCUGAAAGGGUUUCAGCCUUCAUAGACAGUACAACCAAAUACAUGCAAGAACCUUUUAGACCUUUGGAUGUGAAUUAUAUGGACCUGUCUCUGCCCCUCCCAAACCAUGCACAAUCACAGAUUAUUGGCACAUCUACACCUGAGCUCAGCGAGUCAACACAGUCGCCCAAAGUCUUUCCAAAUUUGGCUGCAGAUCAAGAUUCCAAGGGGAGGCAAUCUGGGUCCUACAAUGGGGAAGGGAGACAACUCUCUGAUUCUCAGUCAGACUCAAGCAUUGAAAAUACGGAAUCCAACAUGGCAACAUUGCCCCAGUAUGACUUUAAGAUGAAUGCUACGAAAAUUGCUGCUUUCUUAGCAGUGUUCAAUAUUACAAAACAAAAGUUGCAAGGAAGUGGGUUUCGUGUGUAAAAGUUAUAUUUUAUUCUUCAAUUAUUUUAGAUGGCUUUGGUUGUUCAUAUUUCAUGAUUUCUGUGUUGAACAUGAUUUCACUUAUUAUGCAGGCUAUUGUUAUAAAGUGCAUUAAAUCAUGAAAUAAAAGUUUGGUUCAUUGGGAUUACAAGUGCUAUUGAUAUUUAUGUGGGACUUCUGAUUCAAGUGUUUAUUUUAUAUAUAUUAAUGCUUAUUUAUUUAUUGACAUGUAUUAAAUAUGUGUUUAUACGGCGUCUUAUAUAUAAUGUAAAUACACAAAUUAUUUUCUAUUAAUAUUGAUUUUAUUGAUCAAUAAAAAUCAAUUUUGGGUUGUUUUCCAUAGGAUUAUAAAACUAUAAGGGUAAGAACAUGAAUCCGACUGACAAGGUGUUGUUCAUUGACCAAGAAAGAAUAAUAGUACAAAAGCUGUCUUUAUUCUAUUAUGAUUUGAUAAAAAUGUAUUUGAUUGAGAACUAUAUUUUGCUAUGGUGUAUUUGGUUUCAGGACUUCUUUUACAUUUUUAGCUCGCCUGAUUGCUCAGGUGAGUUUUUGUGACCCGUCUUCGUCCGUAAACACUCUAGAGGCCACAUUUUUUGUCCCAUCAUCAUGAAACUUGGUCAGAAGCUUUGUCCCAAUAAAAUCUUGGUGGAGUUCGAAAAUGGGUCAUGCCUGGUCAAAAACUAGGUCAAAAAAAAGAAAAACCUUGUAAACACUGUAGAAGACACAUUUCAUGCCCAAUCUUCACGUUACUCUGUCAAAAUGUUUGUCUUAAUGAUAUCUUAGUUAAGUUCAAAAGUGGUUCCGGUCUGUUGAAAAACAUGGCCACCAGUGGGCGGGGCAGUUUUCCUUAUUUGGCUAUAGAGAAACCUUGUAAACACUCUGGAAGUCACGAUUUUUGCCCAAUCAUCAUGAAAGUUGGUCAAAACAUUGGUUUUAUUUAUUUCUUGGACGAGUUCAAAAAUGGUCCAGAUCUGUGAAAAAACAUGGCCGCCAGUGGGCGGGGCAUUUUUCUCUAUAUGUAUAUAGUGAAAACAUGUCAACACUAGAAGUCACAUUUUUGGCCCAAUUUUCAUGAAAUUUUGUCAGAACUUUUGUUCUCCUAGAUACGUGAGUUAAGUUUGAAAAUUGUUCGGUCUGUUGAAAAACAUGGUUGCCAGGGGGAUGGGGCAGUUUUCCUUAUAUUUAUAUUGUAAAAAGGCUUGCAAACAAUCAUGAUUUAAGGUCAUGUAACAUGUGAGACAACUCUUCUAAAUAUUACAUUUAAGUUUACAGUAGUUACUCCCCUUUGAUUAUUCAUGUUUUCAUAAUAAUACACUGUAGUUGUGUUUCAUUUAAGUGUUAAAUGUUAUUCGAGGUUGGAUGUUUUUAUGCCCCCUUUCGAGGAAAAGGGGGCAUAUAAUGAUCGGACUGUCCGUCCGUCCAUCCGUCCGUCCGUCUUUCCGUCACACUUUGCAUUUGGGUUUCCAAAAAUGCUCAUAACUUCUAUGUCCCUCGAGAUAUAAACUUCAUAUUUGGUAUGCAUGUGUAUAUAGACAAGACCUUUCCAUACGCACAAUUUUUUUAGCCCUGUGACCUUGACCUUGAAGUUAGGGUCCGCGUUUAGGUUUUGAAAUCUGCGUUUAGGUUUCGAAAAAUGCUAAUAACUUCUAUGUCCCUUGAGAAACAUGUAUAACCUUCAUAUUUGGUCUGCAUGUGAAUAUGGACAAGGAUUUUCCCUACGCUUAAAAUUUUUUUUACCCCUGUGACCUUGACCUUGAACUUAGGGUCCGCGUUUAGUUUUUGAAAUCUGCGUUUUAUAGGUUUUAAAAAAUGCUCAUUACUUCUAUGUCCCUUGAGAUAUAACCUUCAUAUUUGGUAUGCAUGUGUAUAUGGACAAGGCCUUUCCUUAUGCACAAAAUUUUUAACCCCUGUGACCUUGACCUUGAACUUAGGGUCCGCGUUAAGGUUUCAAAAUCUGUGUUUAGGUUUCGAAAAAUGCUCAUAACUUCUAUGUCACUUGAGAUAUAACCUUCAUAUUUGGUAUGCAUGUGUAUAUGGACAAGGCAUUUCCAUACGCACAAAGUUUUUUUCCCCUGUGACCUUGACCUAGAACUUAGGGUCUGCGUUUAGGUUUCGAAAUCUGCGUUUAGGUUUUGAUAAAUGCUCAUAACUUCUAUGUCCCUUGAGAUAUAACCUUCAUAUUUGGUAUGCCUGUGUAUAUGGACAAGGCCUUUCCAUACGCACACAAUUUUUUACCCCUGUGACCUUGACCUUGAACUUAGGGUCCGAGUUUAGGUUUCGAAAUCUGCGUUUAGGUUUCGAAAAAUGCUCAUAACUUCUAUGUCCCUUGAGAUAUAACCUUCAUAUUUGGUAUGCAUGUGUAUAUGGACAAGGCCUUUCCAUAUGCACACAGUUUUUUACCUCUGUGACCUUUACCUUGAAGUUAGGGUCCUCGUUAAGGUUUCGAAAUCUGCAUUUAGGUUUCAAAAAAUGCUCAUAACUUCUAUGUCCCUUGAGAUAUAACCUUCAUAUUGGUAUGCAUGUUUAUAUGGACAAGGCCUUUCCAUACGCACACAAAUUUUGACCCCUUGACCUUGAACUUAUGGUCCGCGUUUAGGUUUCGAAAUCUGCGUUUAGGUUUUGAAAAAUGCUCAUUACUUCUAUGUCCCUUUAGAUAUAACCUUCAUAUUUGGUAUGCAUGUGUAUAUGGACAAGGCCUUUCCAUACGUUUCCAUAUGUUUCGAAAAAUGCUAUAACUUCUUUCAAAGCGUUUAUAGGGUUCAUAUGUCAUCCUAUGGUGACAGCUCUUGUUUUUAGCUCACCUGAUUGCUCAGGUGAGCUUUUGUGACUGGUCUUUGUCCGUCGUCCGUCCACAUUUGUUCGUUAACAUUCUAGAGGCCACAUUUACUGUCCAAUCUUCAUGAAACUUGGUCAGAAGAUUUGUCCCAAUGAUAUCUCGAUCGAGUUUGAAACUGGGUCAUGCUGGGUCAAAAACUAGGUCACUAGGUCAUAAAAAAAGAAAAAGCUUGUAAACACUGUACAAGUCACAUUUAAUGCCCUAUCUUCAUGUAACUUUGUCUUUAUGUCUGUCUAAAUGAUAUGUUGGUUGAGUUCAAAAGUGGUUCCGGUCCAUUGAAAAUGGUUGCCAGUGGGCGGGGCAGUUUUCCUUAUAUGGCUAUAAAGAAACCUUGUAAACACUCGAGAAUUCUCAAUUUUUGCCCAAUCAUCAUGAAAGUUAAUCAAAACAUUGCUUUUAUUGAUAUGUAGAACGAGUUUGGAAAUAGUCCAGAUCGGUGAAAAAACAUGACCGCCAGUGGGCAGGGCAUUUUUCUCUAUAUGUAUAAAGUGAAAACAUGUGAACACUAUAGAAGUCACAUUUUUUGCCCAAUUUUCAUGAAAUUUGGUCAGAACAUUUGUUUCCUUGAAACGAGAGUUGAGAAAUGGUUCCGGUCAGUUGAAUAACAUGGCUGCCAGGGGGGGGGGAGUUUUCUUUAUAUAGUAAAAAAAAAAAGCUUGUGAACACUAGAAGUCACAUAUUUUGCCCAAUCAUCAUGAAACUUGGUGAAUAGAUUUGUUUUGUAUAUAUCUCAGAUGAGUUUGCAAAUGGUCCCGAUGGGUCAAUAAACAUGGCUGCCAGGGGGGUGGGGCAGUUUUCCUUAUGUGACUAUAUAGAGAGAGACCUUGUGAUCGAACACUAUAGAAGUCACAAAUUUAUGCCUUAUCAUCGUGAAAUUUAGUCAAUACAUUGGUUUUAUUGAUUUCUUGGACAAGUUGGAAAAAGGCUCAGAUCGGUGAAACACACUUUUUAGCUCACCUGAUUGCUCAGGUGAGGUUUUAGGAUUGGUCUUUGUCCGCUGUCCGUCCGUCCACAUUUGGUUUGUAAACACUCUAGCAUUCACAUAUCUCAAGCAUUCUUUAUCAAAGUUGCUGAAGGAUCUCAGCCAAGUUUGUAAUGAGCAAAAUCACAUAAUUAAUGCCAUAAUUAUUGCCCUUAGAUUGUCCAAAUUUUCAUUAUAUUAUACAAAAUCCUUGUAAGCAAAGUUUGAUGUUUGGUAAGGGGGGUCAACUCAAAAUAUAGGUCACCAUUUCAAAUCUUACAAAAAGAAAACCACUCUUUACGCAAGAGUUUUGGUUCAAUAAUGAUGAAACUUGACCAGGUUGUUUGUCUGGUCAAUAUCUAGGUCAAGUUUGACAUUAGGUAAAGAUUGAAUGAACCGACUCCUCUCAGGUGAGGGAACUAGGGCCAUCUUGGCCCUCUUGUUUCGUAUUUGAUUUUUGUUAAGUAAAGAUUCUGAAAGUUUUGUUGUUUUAUAUGUUUUCUUUCUUUAACACAAAAAGCAAGCUAAUUUGAAUGUUUACUCUGAUAUUAAAUUAUAAAUGAUGUGGUUAUUAUUAUAUUUUAUUUGGGUUUAUUAUUUAUAAAUGGUUAUUUUGAUCCACAAAUUUAUAAAAUGUUGAGAGAGAUAAAUAAAAGGUGUAUAAAUGUA
Molecule: messenger RNA, 16809 nt
Organism: Dreissena polymorpha
Lineage: Eukaryota; Metazoa; Mollusca; Bivalvia; Myida; Dreissenidae
Product: intermembrane lipid transfer protein VPS13B-like
Exons: 55
Coding region: 137-12343 (4068 amino acids)
Source: RefSeq, a predicted model, not a curated record